AUGCUGCUAGCCGCGACGGCCUGCUGCUUCCUCGCCGACGAGGCCAAGAAGAGCCAGGACGGCGGCGGCGGGGGCGGGGGAGGGGGCGGGGGAGGAGGAGGGCUGGGGAUUAGCCCGGUGGUCCUGGUCGUGGUGCUGGUGCUGGCGGCGCUCGUGUUCGUCUCCGGCCUGCUGCACCUGCUGGUCCGGUUCCUGCGGUGGCGCGCCCGCGCGCGCACCGGGGCGACGGAGGAUGGGGGCAGCGAGGUGGACGGAGGAGGCGGAGGCCGGGGGGCUGGGGAGGAGUCGGCGCUGCAGCGGCAGCUGCAGCAGCUGUUCCACCUGCACGACUCCGGGCUGGACCAGGCCGUCAUCGACGCGCUGCCGGUGUUCCUCUACGGGGAGGUGGUGGUCGGCGCGGGCGCCAAGGAGCCGUUCGACUGCGCGGUGUGCCUGUGCGAGUUCGCCGGCGACGACCGGCUGCGGCUGCUGCCGCUGUGCGGCCACGCGUUCCACAUCGACUGCAUCGACACCUGGCUGCUCUCCAACUCCACCUGCCCGCUCUGCCGCCGCGUGCUCGCGGCCGACGACGGCGGCGGCGACGCGGCCCUCCUGCUCGACGAGGGGUGGGGGCGGGAGGGGGAGGGCGCGGUGUUCCCCGUCCGCCUCGGCAAGUUCAAGAGCACGGCCAGGGCGGCCGGCCACGUCCAGCACGACGGCGGCGGCAUUGUGGCGGCGGAGGAGGGCGACGCGGGCAGCAGCAGCAGCAGCCUGGACGCCAGGCGGUGCUACUCCAUGGGCUCCUACCAGUACGUGCUCGCCGAGGCCAGCCUGCAGGUGUCCGUCCACCGGCGGCACGGCGACGGCGGCGCCGCGGAGAGGAUGAGGGGCCCGAGAGGGGUCGUCGCGAACCCGGCCGGCCUUGGCGGCGGGGGCGGCGGCGAGGGGAAGAGGAUCGGGGCCGGCAGCAAGGGCGACAGCUUCUCGGUGUCCAAGAUCUGGCAGUGGCCGCGCAACGGCAAGGGGAAGCUCCCCGUGCUCGCGUCCGACGGCUCGCCGGCGGUGGACGGCGCGCUGCAGUGGCCGAGGAGGAGCGUCGGGGAGUCGUGA
Triticum turgidum subsp. durum (durum wheat) is the source of this 1089-nucleotide messenger RNA. The record is from the annotation of a GenBank genome assembly. Lineage: Eukaryota; Viridiplantae; Streptophyta; Magnoliopsida; Poales; Poaceae.